Messenger RNA from Trematomus bernacchii (emerald rockcod), 3205 nucleotides. RefSeq names its product integrin, beta 8 (gene itgb8). NCBI's taxonomy places the organism in Eukaryota, Metazoa, Chordata, Actinopteri, Perciformes, Nototheniidae. Bases 422 to 2833 code for a protein of 803 amino acids. The record is from RefSeq and is a predicted model, not a curated record. Gene Ontology annotation, cellular component: integrin complex; focal adhesion; cell surface. Gene Ontology annotation, molecular function: integrin binding. Gene Ontology annotation, biological process: cell migration; integrin-mediated signaling pathway; cell adhesion mediated by integrin. The transcript has 16 exons.
GUCGCGUGGGACGUGCAUGUUGGUGCGCACCGGCGCUGGUGCUCGUGCGUGUAACUCAGCUGGUCUCUGUCCCGAGACGAGACUUCACGAUCAGCUGUGAGACAGACUGGGGGACACGUCGCACACCUGCGGCUUAAAGGAAAUAGAUGGAGGGACUUGCGCCACAGCCGACCGAUUACUUCCCCUCCUCUCGUGGUCCACGGGGGAGCGCGUUUAUAAGCUGAUUUACCCCAGGGGAUGUGAAUACCUCCCCGGGAUUAGAAGGUUAUUGGGUGAUCGACAAUGCCCCGCGUCUCAGUCCGGCACUACCGGCUUUUGUUGGUGCGGCAGCGGACGCAGGACGCCCGGUUUUCCCCGGUUCAUCUCCAGUAGCUGCGCAGCCUCUGCUCCUGUGUCGCCCUCCCGGUGUGGAUAGGAUAAUAUGACUUCCUGGCUCCGCACAUACGGCAGCGUCCCUCUGUGUCUCCUGCUCUUCUGCUUGGUGGUCGCUGUCUGCGCACAACACUCCAGUGCCAGUGACAGUGUGUGCUGGUCUCCUAGCAUCACUUCUUGUAAAGAGUGUCUCAGGCGCGGACCACAGUGUGCCUGGUGCUUCAAGGAGGACUUUCUGGAUGGAGCGGUGGCGAGCCAGCGCUGCGACCUGCCGGUGAAGCUGCUCAGGAGAGGCUGUGAGCCGGAGUUCAUGGAGCAGUCAGAGGUCAAGGUGGAGGUCAACGCCACCACCAGCAGCACUCAAGUAUCCCCACAAGACAUCAGCGUCACCCUCAGACCAGGUUCCCAGGCCAGUGUAGUGGUGGCUGUGAAGCAGCUGAAGCGUUAUCCUGUGGAUCUGUACUACCUGGUUGAUGUGUCGGCCUCUAUGCAGGAAAACCUCGAUCAUUUGAAGACAGUGGGUGUGGCGCUGUCUCUUCGUAUGACGGAGCACUCCUCGGACCUUCAGCUGGGUUUCGGCUCGUUUGUGGACAAGCCUGUCUCUCCUUACAUCAACGUCCAUCCCUCCAAGAUCAGCAACCCCUGCAGUGAUUAUGAGAUCCGCUGUCGUCCAGCCCAUGGCUUCCACCACGUCCUGGGUAUGACUGGAAAUAUAAGCGAGUUCACGCGUGUGAUCAAACGCCAGCGCAUAUCUGGAAACAUGGACACACCUGAGGGGGGACUGGAUGCCUUGCUGCAAGCUGCUGUCUGCCAGAGAGAUUUGGGUUGGCGACCCGAGGCCAAACGUCUUUUGCUCCUGAUGACCGACCAGCCGUCCCACCUCGCCCUGGACAGCCGGGUGGCAGGGAUAGUGACGCCUAACGACGGCCUGUGUCACCUGGAGAACAAUGUCUACACAGGUAGCACGAGGCAGGAUCAUCCCAGUGUGGGUCAGUUGUCUGAUAAACUGCUUGAAAACCAUAUGUACUUGAUCUUUGCCGUGGAGAAGCAGCAGUACAAGUGGUACGAGGCAUUGGUGCAUUUACUUCCUGGCUCCUACCUGGGAAAGUUAGGCCUCUUCCAGGCUCCAAACCUCAUCGAGCUGGUGGUGGACGCAUACAAGAAGUUGUUGUCGGAGGUGUCAGUAUCAGUGUCAGUGGAGGACAAGGCAGUCAGCAGGUACUGGGUGUCUGUUUCUCCUCUCUGUCCCAAUGGAUCCACGGCGAAGGACCAGAGCUGCUCGGGGGUGCAGCCGGACCAGACGGUCUACUUCAAUAUCACCAUCGGCAUGCACUCUUGUCCCGACAAUGGGGAAGAUGAAGAUGUAAAAGUGGUGGUUCGACCAGUGGGUUACAACGAAUCCACCGUGGUUAGGAUCCACUCUAAAUGCGCCUGCAGUUGUGGAUCAACGAAGCGCUGCAAUGACGAAAGCCAAUCACCAUGCAGAGAAACACAAGGGAGCACCAAUCAGGAGCAGAGGCCGCAAAACGGACUAAUUCAAAACUCUGACAGAGAUUCAAACUGGAAUUGCCGAGCGGAUGGGUCUGAUAUGGACUGCAGUGGUCGGGGAGUGUGUGAUUGUGGAAGGUGUUUGUGUGAUGAGACCAGGCUUGGGACAGUUUAUGGGAAAUACUGCGAGAGAGACGACUUCUCCUGCCCGUACGAAGGGGGGUUGAUAUGUGGAGGUCGUGGUGUGUGUGUGUCAGGUGAGUGUGUGUGUGAAGGCGGCUGGACAGGUGAUAGCUGUGGUUGUCCCGUCUCCACAGCAACCUGCCAAUCAGCCAACGGCUUGAUUUGCAGCGGCCAGGGCUCGUGUGUGUGCGGCAAGUGUGUGUGUGAUGACCCGCGACAAACUGGAGACUUCUGUGAGAGAUGUCCUGCCUGCCAAAGCACCUGUCAAUCAUACUGGAAGUGUGUUGACUGCCACCUGUCUCACGGCCUCACUCAAAAAGAGGCGGGACAUUGCAACAGCACGUGUGAAUCAUUGGUGGGCUACAGGGAUGAUGUUCUAGGCCAAGCAGGGGAGAAGUGGAUUCAGUGUAUGUACAUCAGCAAUGACAGCUGUCGCUAUCGCUUCCAAACAAGCUCUCAGUCCGGUCAGACGCAGCUUCACAUAAGCACAAGAGCAGAGUGUGCCAGCAACAGCCGGCUGGUGGGAACGUUCCUGUGUGUCUGUGCUCUGACGGUGCUGUGCGGGAUGGUGGUGGUGGCUGUGUCCCGGCUGCUGCUACAGAAGAGAAACCUGACAGCAGCGGGCGCUGCUGAGGUCACAGUCUAUCACUGCACUGGAAAGGACCUGUCAUACAUCCCAACAAGCAACGAGAAGACAGUAACUUACAGGAGGGAGAGUCCACCUGACCGACCUGUCGAGAUGCACAUCCAGGAUUCCAAGAUGCCCCUGGGUGACCCCUGGCAGUACUAAGCAAAGACAGAAGAAAGUCAGUAUAGAGAAGAAAAGUCAAAUAAAGGCUUCUCUUCUGCUUCUAAAUGAUCAUUCAACUUCAACCAGCUGCACGUGGAGACUGAUAAUGAUAAACUAAACUAUGAAAACCUCCAUGGAAUCACAUUUGUUAAAUGACCUGACCAAACUUGUAUCGACUGUGUGAUUAAUGUGGCCAGUAUCCAGGAAAUGGAGAUGAAACAAAGAGCACAUGUCCUCCACCUCUUCUUGCUCAGUAGCAGUGGCUUUUUUAUCCAUGCAGCAAAUAUUGCUUUAACUUAUAGGUGUGUGUGUGUGUGUGUGUGUGUGUGUGUGUGUGUGUGUGUGUGUGUGUGUGUGUGUGUGUGUGUGUGU